Messenger RNA from Alternaria viburni, 927 nucleotides. RefSeq lists its product as uncharacterized. Lineage: Eukaryota; Fungi; Ascomycota; Dothideomycetes; Pleosporales; Pleosporaceae. The transcript has 4 exons. Bases 1 to 927 code for a protein of 308 amino acids. The record is from RefSeq and is a predicted model, not a curated record.
AUGUCGCUCAACGGCCAGAAUGACCGCUCUACCGACGCGUCUGAUACCAAUGCAAUGUGGUCCAACUUGCGCAAGGCCCAUGCAGAGCUGAAGAUCAGUCAAGAGAUGAAAGAGCUGAAGAAGAAACAAGACGCCAUCAAGAGAGAAGUAGAGAACUUGGAAAGUAGUAACACCACUAGGGAAAUGGAUGCUACGUCGGUACACAUCGUCUUUAAAGAAGCGCCAGCCCUCAUGGAGCCUUUCCUCACUCGAUUGCCUCGAGAGAUACGUGACCUUGUCUAUGAGUAUGUCUGCGUUCAUCCAGACACCAUACAGGUUGCUCUUCCUGGACAGCCUGGUUCUCGGACAGACCCAUCGGUUGUUGGAUCGGGUGGCCAACUAAUGGAUGUGUCAUACCUGUCAAAUUUGGAGGUCGUACCUACCGAACUGUCCGAGACAUAUUGGUCGAAGAACCGUUUCGUAAUCAGAGUCGAACUGGCAUGCGAACAUUGGGAAUCUGACACGCGCUACGGGCAAGACAAGAUGAGUGACUACUACAAACCAGCAUACGGCCUCGGUGACGACUCCACGUUCGCGCAGGCUGCUGUGUCUAAACAAGAGGCUCAGGUUUAUCCUCUCACCCGACUGAAAGGCCGAGAAGAGCUUCACGUCGAGAUCGAGAUACACACCACGUUCGCCAAGAACGGCCCUGAUGUUCAACAAUCCGAGCGUCACUUCGUUAACAUCAUGGAGAGCAUUCGGCAGACUGUGUGCGAUCUGAUAGACUCCGGCGUCCGUGUCACGGUCAUAUCGAGCAACCUCGACUAUAACGAAGUGCCUAAGGGGCCUGAAAGGUGGGACAUUACAUCUCGCUUUGUCCUAGACGCAGAAGAGUGGCGCAGUGUAUGUACAUCCUCGACAGUAAUAACGAUCAAGGCUGACUUGUAG